CACAACGCCUCGCGAGCUCCGCACCCGCGACGGCGCGGCGCCGGCCUCCCCCGCCGCGCAGCAGGUGCCGCGCGGCAAGAGCGCGUCUCACAGGAGAGCACCACGCCCGGGCAGCGGCCCGGCGCGGCCUCGGCGGCCAGGGACUGCGAGGCCGACGAGGAGGCCGCCCGCGGGCUGCCGCAGGGCUGCCCCCCGGGCAGCAGCCUGCCGCGCACGCCCGUGCGAGGCACCAUUCUUGUGGACGUCUUCAACCCGAACCCUUUUAUGUGGGGGGCUCAAAGGGCGGCCAUGGCCCCCGACGCGCCCCGCCGCAGCCCCGAGCCGAAGAAGCGGCGCCGCGCGGGCGGCGCGGAGGCGCCGGGCGCGGAGGCGCUGGACCCGCAGCCGGCCGCGCCCCCUGCGGAGGGGCCCGCCGCCGCCGAGGGCGACGUCGCCGCCCCGGCGCCCGCGGCGGCGGCCGCGGGGCUGGGCGGCGGCGAGGGCCGGCCGGCCGCGGGCGGGCGCGGCCUCCCGGAGGUGCUCGCCGCGUGGGAGGCGCUGCAGCCGAGGCUCGCGGAGCUGCGCGGCGCCGCGGCGGCCCAGCGCGCGGGGUGGCAGGAGCUGCUGCGCAGCGCGCAGCGGGCAGCCGCGCGCACAGACGCCGAGCUCGCCGCGGAGCAGGCCGAGCUGGGCGAGCGGCGGUACGGCCCCCGCGCCUCCCACUUCUGCACGCUGCCGCCCUCGGUGGCGCUGCUGGUGCAGCUGGGGGCGCACAACCCCGAGGAGGCGGCGUUCGCCAGGGAGCUCGAGGCGGCCUGCGGCGCCGUGGCCGAAGUGAAGGGCCAGCUGCUGGCCCUCGUCAAAGCCGCCAAGGACAGGGACGACCGCGACGCCCUCCGCGACCUGGGGCCGCGGCUCGCCGUGCUCUCGAAGGAGAUGAAGGCGCUGGGAGGGCUGGACGGCGACGUCGGCAAGCGGCUCACCGUCGCCUCGCGCCGCGUGACGCAGUACCGGUCGGGCCAGGAGGUGCGGACUGUCGAGCCAGACGGAUUGGGGCACGUGGAGCCAAGCUUCAAUGGGUACAUAAAGAUUCUGGACUAUUACAGGCUCAGCGACGCGGCCAGCUACAGCUUCGGCCGGCAGAUGGCAGGGCCCCAGCACUUCACGGACAUCCGGCGCAAUGUGGCCGUCCUAGAGGUGUGCGAUGAUGCCGGGGCGAGCGUGUAUAACGCCUUCGCCGUCAGCGGAGUGGACGCCGUGGGGGCUGAGCCAGGCCCCGCGGGGAGGCGGCUCUUUACGGCGCAGAGUGUGGCGGACGGACUGGGCGAGACCUACAGCAGGGAGCACGACGCGGAGUUCAAGCUGUGCGCCCAGUUCUGCGAGCGCAUCGGCGCCGGGUCGGGCACCUCCGCGCGCUGGCGCGGCAGGGCCGUGCUCUUCUUGGAGGCGGGCCUGGUCGAGACCACGGGCGGCUCUCCCUGCUCGGCCCACCUCCGCUCCAGACCGGUCCCCCGGACCCCGUUCUGGGUCCACCCGGAUCCGUUGCUCGAGGCGGAUCCAGCCGAGGCGGCAAGGAGCUUGCCUGCAGAGAGCCCAACCCUGAG
Molecule: messenger RNA, 1583 nt
Organism: Prorocentrum cordatum
Lineage: Eukaryota; Dinophyceae; Prorocentrales; Prorocentraceae
Source: the annotation of a GenBank genome assembly